Molecule: messenger RNA, 1116 nt
Organism: Lingula anatina
Lineage: Eukaryota; Metazoa; Brachiopoda; Lingulata; Lingulida; Lingulidae
Product: keratinocyte proline-rich protein-like
Source: RefSeq, a predicted model, not a curated record
AUGGCAAUGGUCUUUGGCAAUGUCACCUCACGUGUCGGAGUCGUGUGUCAGUUCCAAGUAUCAGUGUCAUGUGUCACGUGUCAGUGUCCCGUGUCACUGUCACGUGUCAGUUACAAGUAUCAGUGUCAAGUAUCAGUGUCACGUGUCAGUGUCCCGUGUCAGUUCCAAGUAUCAGUAUCAAGUGUCAGUGUCCCGUGUCAGUGUCCCGUGUCAGUUCCAAGUAUCAGUAUCAAGUGUCAGUGUCCCGUGUCAGUGUCCCGUGUCAGUUCCAAGUAUCAGUAUCAAGUGUCAGUGUCCCGUGUCAGUGUCCCGUGUCAGUUCCAAGUAUCAGUAUCAAGUGUCAGUGUCCCGUGUCAGUGUCCCGUGUCAGUUCCAAGUAUCAGUAUCAAGUGUCAGUGUCCCGUGUCAGUGUCCCGUGUCAGUUCCAAGUAUCAGUAUCAAGUGUCAGUGUCCCGUGUCAGUGUCCCGUGUCAGUUCCAAGUAUCAGUAUCAAGUGUCAGUGUCCCGUGUCAGUGUCCCGUGUCAGUUCCAAGUAUCAGUAUCAAGUGUCAGUGUCCCGUGUCAGUGUCCCGUGUCAGUUCCAAGUAUCAGUAUCAAGUGUCAGUGUCCCGUGUCAGUGUCCCGUGUCAGUUCCAAGUAUCAGUAUCAAGUGUCAGUGUCCCGUGUCAGUGUCCCGUGUCAGUUCCAAGUAUCAGUAUCAAGUGUCAGUGUCCCGUGUCAGUGUCCCGUGUCAGUUCCAAGUAUCAGUAUCAAGUGUCAGUGUCCCGUGUCAGUGUCCCGUGUCAGUUCCAAGUAUCAGUAUCAAGUGUCAGUGUCCCGUGUCAGUGUCCCGUGUCAGUUCCAAGUAUCAGUAUCAAGUGUCAGUGUCCCGUGUCAGUGUCCCGUGUCAGUUCCAAGUAUCAGUAUCAAGUGUCAGUGUCCCGUGUCAGUGUCCCGUGUCAGUUCCAAGUAUCAGUAUCAAGUGUCAGUGUCCCGUGUCAGUUCCAAGUAUCAGUAUCAAGUGUCAGUGUCCCGUGUCAGUGUCACGUGUCAGUUACAAGUAUCAGUGUCAAGUAUCAGUGUCAUGUGUCAGUGUCCCGUGUUAGUUCCAAGUAUCAGUAUCAAGUGUCAUUGUAA